Messenger RNA from Acromyrmex echinatior (Panamanian leafcutter ant), 1268 nucleotides. RefSeq lists its product as uncharacterized. Lineage: Eukaryota; Metazoa; Arthropoda; Insecta; Hymenoptera; Formicidae. Gene Ontology annotation, biological process: regulation of transcription by RNA polymerase II. The record is from RefSeq and is a predicted model, not a curated record. Gene Ontology annotation, molecular function: DNA-binding transcription factor activity, RNA polymerase II-specific. Gene Ontology annotation, cellular component: nucleus.
CCAAGAUUCUGACAUGGUUAUUUGUCAGCAAACACUUUGAAUUUCAAUCGUAACAAUCUUGAUCUAAGCCGUAAGCAUAUGGAUAAACUUAAAAAUAUACAUCUUUAAAAAAAUUUUGACCGUGAGAAUUACGAAAAGAAUUUAGGGAACGUUAUGAUAAAUUUAACCGAAGGAAUACGCCUAAAGAGUUCGAAAAUUGAAUUUGAAAUAAAAGGAACAUCCAUCAAUGUCAAGUUUUGCAAUUUGAAUCCAUAGUCGAAAAUAAUGGACAAUGACACACAACAUUAUGUAUGCCACCAUGCCAAUUGCGGUAAGCAAUUUACCACCGCAAGAAUUUUGACGCAACAUAUUAUAGAGGAACAUGGAGGACCGUAUAAAUGUAUCUUCUGUCCAGCUACAUUUCAUAAUCGUAAUCUCUUAAACAUUCACAUACGGGGAACACAUAGCGAAAAUCCUUAUGUUUGCGAGAUAUGCAAGAAAAGUUUUAGAACUAGAGGUGAACUAAACAGGCACCGAGUUAUACAUAGCGAUGAAAGACCGCAUGAAUGUUGGGUGUGUUUCAAAGCAUACAAGAGAGAAAAUGAACUUGAUCGACACAUUGAAACUCAGGGUCACUGGCUACAUCAUUACAUACAUAAUAAAAAACCAAAAUAAUUAUGUAAUUGACAACGAAAGAGAUAAAGAACAAUUAUAACCUCAAAAAUAAUAGCAAAUAAUGAUUAAUAAUAAUGACGAACUGAUGAAAGAAGUGAAGAAUAAAGAUGUAACUUUUAAGAUUUUAUAUGUAUAGACAGAAGUAUUUCAGAAGAUAUAACUUUUCUCGGAGGUACAAUUGAACAUUGUCAGACGUACCAUCGAGUAAAUGAGUAAGGAACUUGAAAAAGAUAUUAUGAAAUCACUCCCGGAAUAAAAUAUGUUGGGUGUAUGAUAGGAGCUACAAGCGAAAAAAUGCAUUUGCUAAACACAUUCAAACUAAGGGUCUCUAAAGUCAUCACCUGUAGAACAAUCGAAGAACAAACUGCAAAUGACAACGAAAGAUAAAGAACAAUUAUAAUUACUUAUAACAUUGUCAAAUAAUGCCUAAUAAUAAUGACGAACUGUUGAAAGAAGUGAAGAAUAAAGAUGUAACUUUUAAGAUUUUAUAUGUAUAGACGGGAAUCUUCUAGAAUUUACAACUUUUCUCGGAGAGCUUAAACUACUAACAAUGGCAAUACGAUGGUAAUGUUAAUACGAAAUGAGUAAAUGAGUAAGGUACUUGGAAGGGAUAG